AUCAGUUUUUUUUACGAGUAAGAAAGCAAGAAAGCUAUAUAUCUUUUCAGCGACAUUCGUUAUCGGACCAAUGGUUAAGCUGCAGGAGUACGGAAAGGCUUAAGAUUAACACAUGGCAACACGUCGCAGUCGCGUGGGACCAACCAGGAGGUAAUUUUAGACUUUAUAUUGAUGCUAAAGAAGUUGCUACAAAGAUCUUUGAUACCAGUGAGGCGUGGUAUCCUCCAACGAGAGACACGUACGAGAUAGGUGAUGAUGGGCAUGCGGAUGAACACCAGUUUCUUGGCUCAGUCAUGGAAUUGUACAUCGUCGAUGGUGUCUUAAAUGCAGAACAAAUAAAUCAUCUCAGAGGUUUCCCUGCUGAAAUCACCACUCCAAGCCUUGUAAACAACACGUUCGUGUAUACGAAUGAGACAGUGAAAUGUCAAGCCAAAGGUUCACCUACUCCAUACGUGGCCUGGGUACGCUCAGGGGUAGUGCUAGUAAACAAGACAUCUACUGCAGAGAUCACUAUCACUGAGAAUAAUGGCGAGUACGUGUGUGUUGCUUCCAACCGUGAAGGAACAAAGAACAUGACCCUUAUGGCAAAAGCUCCUCUUCAUCUUUGCCAUGACUACCGCAUCCUCAGUGACGUGUCCAGGGCUGUCAACCACAUCUACCACUCAUCUCAAGUCAAGAACGAUAACACAGAUAUUGACCUUAACAAGUGGUAUCGUAUCCAGAGCCCAUCUGGUAAUCAGUUACCAACCACGUGUGUCCCACAGAACAGGUGUGGUACCCAGGCCCCUGGAUGGUUGAACGGAGCACAUCCAAGCAUCCAAGAAGGAAUUGUCAAGAGAACUGUCUGCUUUCACUUCAACGGUGACUGCUGUUAUCAGAACACCGCAGUACACAUCAGGAAGUGUUUUGGAUAUUACGUGUACAAGUUCAGCGGUGUGCCUAAGGUAUUACCUGGUCGAUACUGCAUUGAAAAUCAACAACACGACAACCAAGACCAUCCUGACACAAUGUUUCAAGCAAUUGACGAAGAAGUAGGUUCCCGCCUCAUUGGUCACGUAAUUCAUGCAGAUACAGGCGUGCAGGACGUGUUUGUUUGCAUGAGCUACUGUCAGUUGUACAAUGGUUGUAAGUCAUUUAACUUUAGCAGAGAGAAAAAGAUCUGUGAGCUGAACAACGCCACACGAGGGGAACAUCCAGAUGCCUUCCACAGGAAAAGCUCAUUUGUUUUCUACCAGGAAGUUAGUGCAUUCACUAUCACAGUUCUUGUAACCAAUGCUAAGGUUGUAGUUCAGGUUGUGCUGGAAGGAUUUCUUGAAGUUACUCCAAGCUUCCAGAACAACACGUUCGUGUUUACGAAUGAGACAGUGAAAUGUCAAGCCAAAGGUUCACCUACUCCAUACGUGGCCUGGGUACKCUCAGGGGUAGUGCUAGUAAACAAGACAUCUACUGCAGAGAUCACUAUCACUGAGAAUAAUGGCGAGUACGUGUGUGUUGCUACCACCCGAGAAGGAACAAAGAACAUGACCCUCAAGGCAAAAGCUCCUCUUCAUCUUUGCCAUGACUACCGCAUCAUCACUGACGUGUCCAGGGCUGUCAACCACAUCUACCAGUCAUCUCAAGUAAAGAAUGAUAACACAGAUAUUGACCUUAACAAGUGGUAUCGUAUCCAGAGCCCAUCUGGUAAUCAGUUACCAACCACGUGUGUCCCACAGAACAGGUGUGGUACCCAGGCCCCUGGAUGGUUGAACGGAGCACAUCCAAGCAUCCAAGAUGGAAUCGUCAAGAAAACUGUCUGCUUUCACUUCAACGGUGACUGCUGUUAUCAGAACACCACGGUACACAUCAGAAAGUGUUUUGGAUAUUACGUGUACAAGUUCAGCGACGUACCUAAGGCAUUACCUGGUCGAUACUGCAUUGAAAACGGAAGGCACACCAGAGCAGAUCAACCCGAUUCAAUUUUUCAAGAAGGCGAAGAGGGCGAGGGCAGCAGAAUUAUCGGUCACGUGAUGUACACGGAAGCAUAUGUCCCGGAUGUUUUCACCUGCAUGAAUUACUGUCAGUUGUAUAAUGGUUGUAAGUCAUUUAACUUUAGCAGAGAGAAAAAGAUCUGUGAGUUGAACAACGCCACAGGACGGGAACACCAUGAUGGCUUUCACAAGAAAAGUUCAUUCGUUUACUACGAGAAAAUGAGGUUAACGAUGUUUAUUAAUUAUUUGUAACGAAACGAAAUUAUCAAAAAACGA
This is a messenger RNA of Actinia tenebrosa (Australian red waratah sea anemone), 2243 nucleotides long. RefSeq lists its product as uncharacterized. The record is from RefSeq and is a predicted model, not a curated record. Lineage: Eukaryota; Metazoa; Cnidaria; Anthozoa; Actiniaria; Actiniidae.